UUACUAAUUCUGUGGCCCGUUACAUUGAGUUGUCUGCUGAAAAAUAUACUGAAAGGUUGUUCGGAUUUCCCAAAUAUUUUCUUGGAUAAAAAUUUGGAUCGUCAAACCAUGGUUGUUCUCGAAAACAGUGCGUUUCUCACGGCGCUCACUUUAAUGUACCAAAAAGCCAGGUUGCAAGGAUCAGUAAGGGUGACACUAAAACGAUAUGAUGGAAGAAAGAAACCGAUACCCAGAGUUGAACAAAGCAACAAAGAAGAGCCAGAAUACAGUUGCAUUUUCAGAGCAACUCUGGGAAGCAAGAAAAUAAGCACAAUAGUAACUGCAGGUCUUCUAUCAGAAUUUCAGACUAGUUUCAGCUCCACUAUUCGAUCCAACAUGGAUGGCCUGAAAAAGCAAAAGAAAUCUAAGGGGAAACGUAAAUCUAAAGCUAUGGCCACACAAUAACCUAUCAUUCCCAGAUCCAAUCUAUGGUGGAAAAUAAACAAAAGCAUUGUAUAAAAAUGUU
This is a messenger RNA of Daphnia carinata, 505 nucleotides long. RefSeq names its product signal recognition particle 14 kDa protein-like (gene Srp14). NCBI's taxonomy places the organism in Eukaryota, Metazoa, Arthropoda, Branchiopoda, Diplostraca, Daphniidae. The transcript has 4 exons. Gene Ontology annotation, molecular function: 7S RNA binding; endoplasmic reticulum signal sequence receptor activity. Bases 109 to 444 code for a protein of 111 amino acids. The record is from RefSeq and is a predicted model, not a curated record. Gene Ontology annotation, cellular component: signal recognition particle, endoplasmic reticulum targeting. Gene Ontology annotation, biological process: SRP-dependent cotranslational protein targeting to membrane.